AGAGAAUUGCGUAUGCAUAAUGUGACAUAUGAGUUUUGAUGGUUUGCUAGCGAUUAGAAUCAGUUACAACAUCUAGACAUUUAGAAAAGUGUCAGACAUUACGAACUUUACAGAAUAAAAACAAACAACUUUUUUAAUUUUAUCGAGAAUUGUGUUCAGUGCUGUUGUCAAACAUGGCUUAUGUGACUGGCGACGGUGAUUUGGUGCAGUCUGCUCCAUGGGGAUUGAAAAGAAUUUUUGGAUUCUUUACAGGAGUGUUAUACAUGAUUAUUAUGUUCUUUCAAACGUUGAUUAGUCCCGACAUGAACAGAGCAGGAAGUGGAAGUGGAUAUACAAGAGAUUAUCGACCGGGAUCUGGGCCUCCACGUCCUCCACGUAGACUUGGUAGACCAAAUACAGGGAACAAUGUUAACGUACCAUUUUUUGGUUGCAGAAGCUGUCAAGGAUAAAAAAUUCAAAAACUUAUUUAUGAUAAUAAUUAUUAGUAUAAACAAAAUGUUAAAUAAGCAAUAAUUUGGGUUAAAACAAGUUUAUUUUUCUCAAGUUUACUUUGUUAAAAGCAUUUUGCUCUUUUGUAAAUUUUAUAAAAGCAUUUUUAUACAAGUUUUCUAACUCAUGCAGAAAAGAGAUGUAUAUGUUUGUAAAAACUUUCGUUUUAAUGCUACUCUAAAUGCUUGUCUUAAAAAAAAAUCUUUGGAUUAUCAACAUUUAAAUGAUACAAAAAAAUCAAGAAUUAAUAUA
Pseudomyrmex gracilis is the source of this 741-nucleotide messenger RNA. Its product is annotated as selenoprotein K-like. NCBI's taxonomy places the organism in Eukaryota, Metazoa, Arthropoda, Insecta, Hymenoptera, Formicidae. The coding region runs from base 174 to 449 and encodes 91 amino acids. The transcript has 4 exons. The record is from RefSeq and is a predicted model, not a curated record.